AUGAGUACUACCGCCGGACCAAACGAGGGGUUUCCGUACCCAAAGCUUGGCCUCACGAAGAAACAGAUCCGACUACUCAAGUUCCUGGAAGUGGACCAGGCUGGGCUUCUGUCCUUUUCUCUCGAGUGUCAUGAUUUGAAGGAGGCUUCCUUCGUCGCCGUGUCUUACACUUGGGAGCGGUACACACUCGACAUCUGGCGGCCAACAACCCUUAACCCAGUCCAACAGGAAUCUACCGAACACGUCUCAGUCGCUGGUGAACAUUUCGAAGUCACUAGGUCGUUGUUCGAGUUUCUCCAGAAUGCCGUUCCGACGAAACUGAAGGGGCGUUUGUUCUUUGUGGACCAGAUCUGCAUCGACCAGCGCAAAGAACUUGAGAAACGCCAUCAAGUGUCGAUUAUGGGUGAUGUGUAUGCCGGAGCUGCAGAGGUUAUCGCAUGGAUCGUGCCGUUGAUACCCCAGGAAGAAGAUCUAAGUGCUUUGCAAGCAAUGAGCGAUGAUGAUGGCGCUCAACGAUGCCUCCAGGGACGGAGGGGACUGCCAUGCUUGAUGACGCACCACAGCCGUCUAGACGAGUCCGGUGCCAUUUUCGCAGCGCUGAGGCUCGUUCUCACAUCCGCAUUCUGGUCUCGACAGUGGAUUGUCCAGGAAGUUCUUCUAGCCAAGGAGCUGUCAUUCCAGAUCGAGUCGUUCAAUUUCGACUGGGAGGUGAUCCUGCAAUACACUCAGCGCGUCCCGAACUAUGUCGGACUAGGCAAACAUGGGCGCGAUGGUAUUACCGCAAUGUUCACCUGGCUUCGCGACGGCAAUAAUCUAACCCCAUCCGGUCCUGAACGGCCGCAAACUACUCGAAUGAUUGCCGCCUGCUCAGAGCUCUUGCUACUGAGACACGAAUGCUACCACAAGUCUGGCGAUUACCAAAGACGACCACUGCAUGAAGCUUUGACACGCUUCGGAGCCCGUGACUGCGGCAUGCAGCGCGACGGCAUCUUCAGUCUGCUGGGCCUCACAACAGCUGAUAUGAACGCCGACUACUCUAUGAGCUCUGCUGGCCUUUAUCUGAAUGUCUUACGCAUCGGCUUGACUGAGCUUCGUGAGAUACGCACUUUGAAUGACGAACGCCAAGAGGACAGUGCCAUCUUCAUCCACGCGGCUCUGACUGCCCUCAAACUCGACAUUCGCGAACCGCCUAUAGCCCUCAUCACCGAAAGGAUGCUGUCGCAUUUUGAUAUGCCUUCGACAAUGCAAGGCGCCACUACUCGGCACGUAUGGUACCUCGCUAUCCUGGGCUCCCUGGACCUUGGACUCAACCCUUCCCAGACCCGUGACGAGCGAGUGCAAGCAGAAAAACAAGUGGUCAUACCAGCGGCUUAUGCAGAACUACAGAAUGAGAUCCGAAGCUGGAAAGGGUCUGGAAGCGAGAAGAGUGUCAACAACUGGGAUGACUUGAGAAGGCUGCCGGGCACGGAGAGCCGCACGUAUAAAUGGUCGACGACCUCGUGCCCGACUUGA
Messenger RNA from Saxophila tyrrhenica, 1512 nucleotides. RefSeq lists its product as uncharacterized. Lineage: Eukaryota; Fungi; Ascomycota; Dothideomycetes; Mycosphaerellales; Extremaceae. The record is from RefSeq and is a predicted model, not a curated record. The transcript is spliced from 2 exons. Bases 1 to 1512 code for a protein of 503 amino acids.